GGGGUCAAGCUCAGGUGUACCAAGAAUCUACUUUGAAGUCCUUUUAAGUGGUGGAGGAGGAGAAAAGACAGAGUUAAAUAAAACAAGCAGCAGGGAAGAGGACAUUUGGAGAGGCUUUUGGCAAGAGACCAAGGACAGAGCAAGAGGAAAGGUGGAGAAUUCAAGAGGGAACUUCUUAACAUUUGCUUGGAGCUCACCAAGUGGGAGGAGAAACAAACUAAUUAGUAAUAUCAGGCCAGGAGCCAUGAUAGCCUAUAUAAACUGGUGGGGCAUGUUCUUUUUCCCACUUUCUUAGCCCUGCUUUCUUUCCAUCCCAGCCAGCAAAGCAACAUCUGCCCCUGAACUCUUCGGAGAGGGACCAUGGAAAACAGUGUUGAUGUCAAGAUAGAAACCAAGGGGGAAAGAAAUCCAAUAAAGCAGAAUCCACUAAGCAAAGCUGGGAAGAGAGUUUGCAGAGCUGUUGGGUACAUCACUGGAGACAUGAAGGAAUUUGGAGCCUGGCUAAAAGAUAAACCUCUCGUGAUCCAGUUCAUUGACUGGGUGCUGCGUGGGAUAUCCCAGGUGAUGUUUGUCAACAAUCCUCUCAGUGGGCUUAUCAUGGUUGCUGGCUUCCUGGUGCAGAACUCAUGGUGGACACUCACAGGUUGCUUAGGAACUGUUGUCUCAACAUUAACAGCACUUAUUCUGGGUCAGGACAGAUCAGCCAUUGCAGCAGGUCUGUAUGGCUAUAACGGCGUCUUGGUGGGAUUGCUUAUGGCUGUCUUCUCUGCUAAGGGAGACUACCAUUGGUGGCUUCUCCUGCCAGUAGCACUGGUGUCCAUGAUGUGCCCUGUUUUCACCAGUGCUUUAGGCUCAGUCUUCUGUAAGUGGGAUCUACCUGUUUUCACUUUGCCUUUCAACUUGGCCUUGACCCUCUACCUGGCUGCAUCAGGACCCCAUAACCUCUUCUUCCCUACAACCAUCAUCCAGCCUGCAACAGCAACACCAAACAUCACCUGGACAGAUGCUGAAAUGCCAAUGCUCCUACAAUCCAUUCCAGUUGGGGUGGGUCAGGUUUAUGGCUGUGAUAACCCUUGGACUGGGGGAAUCUUCCUAAUUGCUUUAUUCAUCUCUUCUCCGCUCAUUUGUCUGCAUGCGGCAAUUGGAUCAGCAGUGGGGAUGCUGGCAGCUCUGAGCUUAGCAACACCUUUCAGCAAAAUCUACUCUGGGUUGUGGGGCUACAACAGUUCCCUCUCAUGUGUGGCGAUUGGAGGCAUGUUCUACGCAUUCACCUGGCAGACACAUUUGCUGGCAAUUGCCUGUGCGCUCUUCAGUGCCUACCUGGGAGCAACAGUGAGCAACAUGUUGUCCGUGUUUGGGGUGCCAUCAGGAACAUGGUCUUUUUGCUUGUCUGCGCUGACCUUUCUGUUGAUAACCACGAAUAACUCUGCCAUCUACAAGUUACCACUCUCCAAAGUCACCUAUCCAGAAGCCAACCGAGCUUAUUAUCUGAAGAUGAAGAAACAUCGGAAGUCUUGCUAUGAAGUAUAAAGACCAAACAUGAGAGAUACUUUGAAGAUUUUAAGGCAUGAAUACAAGGUGUUUCCCCCCAAAAAAAUCCAUUCUUUGUCUGCUACAAAAUCAAAAGACUAAAAACAUUGCCACCUUCUGAGUGGAGAGACUUUUUUCAUUACAUUUGUUUGUCCUGUCCUGAUCAGAUAGGACUGUGCUGAGCUGGAAGGACCUUUCCCAUAUAUGCCUGAAAAGACACUUGAAUUUUAAGCAGUGGGGAAACAACUUAGAAAUUGAAAAAAAAAAAGGAAA
This is a messenger RNA of Columba livia (rock pigeon), 1803 nucleotides long. It is a transcript of the gene SLC14A1, whose product is annotated as solute carrier family 14 member 1 (Kidd blood group). Gene Ontology annotation, molecular function: urea transmembrane transporter activity. The record is from RefSeq and is a predicted model, not a curated record. The transcript is spliced from 9 exons. The coding region runs from base 361 to 1530 and encodes 389 amino acids. Gene Ontology annotation, biological process: urea transmembrane transport. Lineage: Eukaryota; Metazoa; Chordata; Aves; Columbiformes; Columbidae. Gene Ontology annotation, cellular component: membrane.